This is a messenger RNA of Fusarium redolens, 921 nucleotides long. RefSeq lists its product as uncharacterized. The record is from RefSeq and is a predicted model, not a curated record. Lineage: Eukaryota; Fungi; Ascomycota; Sordariomycetes; Hypocreales; Nectriaceae. Bases 1 to 921 code for a protein of 306 amino acids. The transcript has a single exon.
AUGAAGCCUGUUUUCGCUUUGACAGUCUGCCUCGGCGGCAUCAUGGGCGCUGAAGCCUGGGUUCUUCCUCCCGGUGCUGCGCCCAAGGCUGGUUAUGCUCUUCGUCCAGAUGACAAGGCUGGUAACAAGAACGCCGCCGAUACAAAGAUCAAGUUCUCGCCCGCUGGUUCUUCAUCCUCUUCUUCUUCCAAGUCAAACAAUGUCGUCCCUGGCUUCAUCAACCCAAAGACCGGUGGUUCAAAGCGCCGUGGCAUUGACAGGCGCGAUGACGGUGAUGACGAUGGCUCUGAUGAUGGCGAUGCUGGAGAUGAUGACCCUGAGGUCACCAUCUUCACUGGUCCUUCCACCAGAAUCGGCACCCUAAAGAAAGGAGAAACCUCUGGCAAUGAUGAUGAUGAAACAAAGUACUUCAAGACCAACAACAAGAAGCAAAACGGCAAGAACAAAGACGACGACAAGAAGAAAGAUGAUGACAAGAACAAGACCAAGACCAAGAAAGAAGACAGCACCAAAACAAAGACAAGCGACGAUGCGUCCAAGACAAAGUCCAGGCAUUCCGGUGACGACGACGAUAAGAAGACCACCAAGACCAAGAAGGAGGAUAGCACCAAGACAAAGGCUAGUGAUGGUGUGAAGAAGACAAGCAAGUCUAAGCACUCGGGUGAUGAUGAUGAUAAGAAGAGUACCAAGACGAAGAAGGAGGAUUCUACGAAGACGAAGGGUAGUGAUGGUGCGAGCAAGACUUCCAAGGGGAAGGGGAAGGAUGAUGAUAAGCCUGAUAAGAACCCUUCGAAGGAGAAGCCUUCGAAGGAUGAUAAGAAGUCUUCUAAAGACGACAAGAAAGCUGACGAUAAAAAGUCCGGCUCAAAGGGCAGCGAUGACAAGAAGGUCGAUGACUCCAAGAAGUCCAAAAGCACAUAA